AUGGAGGAGGCGGAAGAUGUGUAUAGAUUUCAGGAAUUGGACAGUGACGACGAAAGGUACGGCGUUCUGGUAGACCCUGGGUAUCAAGGAGUAUCGAGUAGCAAGAAUAUCAAUCCUGAUGAGCUUUACUUCAACGACAUGGAUUUAAGAGCAUGGGAGAGGAACACCGGGGUUGGUGUUAUUGAUGAGAUGGGCUAUGGUGAUGAAUAUGCUUUCGAGGAAGAUGGAGAGUAUUAUGAUGAGGCCACCGGGCUGACUAUGAGUCUGGCAGAGUACGAAGAGCAUGUUUUUCAAGGAGUGCUGGACAAGAUACGACGUGCGAGAGUGGCAGGCGAGUCGGAUGUGAACCUUAGCACUGAAGAGCUGGAGAUAUACAGAUCCAGACUUCUAGGGCAUAAGGUGCCUGCUGCGCGCCCGCAACCGACUACGCUCAGACCUGUUAGUGCUUCGGCCGUUCCUACUGCAAGCGCUAUUGCGGUCAACUCCACAACCGACGCUAGAAACCUCGUUGCUGGCAGCGUAAAGUCCUCGAAAAAUAGAUCACGAACCUCUUCGUUCUUCGGACUCCGGCCUAAGAAGGACAAGACCAAUGGCCGCCGGCGUGCACCUUCGAUCACUUCCCAGCCUCCACACCAAGAUCCGGCUUUCGUUGUGCCCGGUCCGAACGGACACUCAGUGUAUGCCCCAAUCAACGGGCACCAUGACCGAAUGUUUCCUCAAUCCCCCCCUCCGCCGAGUGCCUCAUCUCAACCUGGAUCUCGGUUGAUGUCGUCUGGCCACCAAUCGCAAGUCCCAGCACACAUUGCCUAUGCCCGCGAAGUACCUGGUGCCUUUCCAUCCAGUCCACCUCGCAGCUCCGCAUCAUCAGAAGCCAGCUUCUCCCAGCAGUACAGACGUCCGACAUCGUCCUCGUCCCGUCAGCUAUCUGGUUCCGAACAGGUGCACGCUACAGUGUCUCCCGAUACUCGUAGUCGCUCGUCAUCCAUACAGCAAACUGUGAAGCUUGUCCCGAUCCCUGUUCCUGAUUAUCAGCAUCAUAACACCGAGCCCUAUCAGUAUCAUGUUCCUGGGCAGACAUCGCCAACGGUGAUUUCACAAACACCGUCCUCUCCUACCCAGCUUGUACGAAGGGUGGUGUCAGGUCCAUCUGAUUCCUAUGUGGCUAUGCCUCGACGCGUUCCGAUUCCAGUUCAAGGUCCGAAUCUUACCGUCCCAGGAAGCAGCCCUGACCUUAUGGUUGACCUUAAAGAUGGCGCAGCGGAAGACCACACGUCUGAUGAAGAGGGCGAAGGUGGUAUCGUAGGUGAUGUCGGACCGCAAGCAGCUGCGAAAGCUUAUAAGGUUCAAACGGUCAAGCCAAGCGGUAGUGGAACUGCUAAUGGAAAGGAGAGUGAUCGAAGAAAGAGGACGCAUCGCAAAAAGAAGUCUUAG
Molecule: messenger RNA, 1431 nt
Organism: Westerdykella ornata
Lineage: Eukaryota; Fungi; Ascomycota; Dothideomycetes; Pleosporales; Sporormiaceae
Exons: 1
Coding region: 1-1431 (476 amino acids)
Source: RefSeq, a predicted model, not a curated record